UUUCUAAUAUUCACAGGUGGGAAGAGCAAUGGGAGUAGCUUUACAACCUAGGCCUUGGCCUAGACAAGUGAUCAGGGAACAAAAUAAGAGUGAUUACCUCUGAGAAAGGACAUAAUGGCACAAAGCGCCUGCACAAACAUGGGAGACUUGCUUCCCCCUCGGAGGCAGAUGGUAGUGGAAAGACUGAAGAGACGAAUGGAAUGUUACAGAGGUCGGCAGCUACAUUGCCUGAAGAGGGAUCAAGUGGCAUCAAGGACACUGCUGGAUCAGAACCAGCAACAAACACAAGUUCUACGACAGCGUUUUCUGGAACAAAAGGCAAAGAAAUGUGUCAAGAAAUCAAAUUCUGAUGUCAAGAAGAAUGUGGAUGCUGUCAACAGUACUUUCAUUAAACCACCCCAUCCUGAAGAUGCAGCAACAAUUGAAAGAAGUACUAGUACCAAUAAUAUUACUGGCAGCGACAUGGAGUUGGAACCUGUUGGUGUCCCUGAGUCUUACAAGACUGAACAAGUGGAAUCAGGGCAUCUUGAAAAGGUGAAAAUGGAGGAACCUCUAUUGAAGCCCAAGGAGGAACAGAAAUCUGAAGGGGGAGGGACCCCAAGGAGUGAUGAGCAAUCUCCAAGGAAUGUAUCCAGUCAAGAUCAAAGUUCUAAUGCUACUUCAGCAUCUGAGUAUUCCAAAGUUGGCCCACCUGCAAAGCAAUGCAAAGAGGAGCCACUUUCUGAUACAAGUCCUUUCCCUGAAAAUUUAGGCAAUCUCCUUAGUGAUGAUUCUGGUGAUGAGGAGGCUUUCAAGGAAUUUAUACUUGGCUUCCCGAAUCUCCACAAUGAUCUCGACUUGAACCAAAUUGGGAGCUCUGACUUGGAAAAAUUCAUGAAGGAUUUCCCCUGCUUAUAUAGUGAUAUUGGUACUGAUAUAAGCAAGCACUCUAUGAGCAGUGGCAGUGACUCCAAGAAUGAAAUACAGUCACAACAGUCAGCAAGGGAAAAUGCUGGAAAUUCUGCAAUAUCAACAUCUAAUGUCAUGUCAACAUCUAGCCAUGAGACCAGAGCAGGUGCAUCACCCUUAACUAGUUCAGUCAGAAGCACGCCUGAUACUCAGGCUGUCACUGGUUCAAAUGGAACAGGCUGCACCUUUACCUCAGGGAAUUCAAGUGGUGCUCUCACCACAGGAAAUGUAAGCUACCCUUCUCUGAGUUCAGGCUCACAACAAAGCUAUGGUGGAAUGCGACCAGAGAUCUCAGCACCUUCAUCUGGAUUGGCUGCCCAGACAUUGAAAGAAAUGGCAAAACAUCAUCAGCAGUUGAGCAGCCAAGUAAUGACUCCCAUUGCCUCAACCCUUCCAAGUUUCUCUGGUGACAUGCAUUCUGGUGCCAUUGUCAGUAAUCAGAGGCCUAAUGGGAGUUCAGAAGUGGAACACUUUUCAUCUCCACAAUCUCAGUUCAUGCGAUUCCCAGGUGCCACUCCAGCCAGUGUUUCUAAUGCCAAUGUAUAUGUGCCAAAUAGUUUCCAGAGUAUGAGAGGUGUUCAAGUACCAAACUUGCAUGAAGCACCUAGAGUACCAGCACCUAGAUAUCCAAGUCCAAGAGGGCCUCCACCACGAAGCAUGAGUCCCUCCCAGUUCUCUCGAUCUGAAAGUUCCCCUGGUACAUCUGGCAAUUCCAAGAAUGCUGAGGGAGGGCCUCAAUUCUCUCCUAUUCCAUCUGCCAUGGGGAACUGUGUGCCAAGACAGUAUGGUCCAAUGGGGCCUGUGAUGAACAACUCAAAUGUGAGAGGCUAUAUGCAGCCAGACCAAUCCCAAGCCACUAUGCAAAUGCAGUAUCGUCACCCACAAGGUGGAAUGGUGAUGAACAUGUAUCAGCAGCAGAAUCAAGCCAUGAUGGUUCGAAGAGGAGGACCAUAUCGCAUGCAGCAGCAACAGGUGACUCACCAGUAUCAAGUCUACCGAGCAUCACGAAUGAUGCCAUCUCGGGAGGGUCCAAUGGGGCAACCUGGCUACCCAGGACUGAACAUGCCCAUGAUGGGAUCAUGCUCAAUUGGUCCUGGGCAAAAUCAUGGCUGGAAUCAAAUGCAGCCACCCAUGAUGAUGCCUUCAAUUCAAGGAAUGAAUCAAAACAGUGCCUAUUAUGCAGCUGGUGGAAUGAUGAUGGCCAAACAGGAACAAACUUUAGGGGAAGGAAAGAAUAUAAUUGUCCAGAAUGCUGCAGGAGGUAUCAGCAUUCAUCAGGUGAACAGUGGCAUGGUGGGAAAUAAAAUUGCAACCACUUUAUGCACUCCCCCUGUUGAUCAGGUUGCAUCAUCCCAGUCAACCAUGGCAGGGUCCAGACUGAUGGGAAGAGUAACAGGGAGCCAUCAAGGACAGCCACCAAAUCCCUUGUCAGCUGAGAGUCAAAUGAUGCCUGGGAAUCUGUCUGGUUCGCACCAAACUCUUAUGACUUCAGCUUCCCAAGCAAGCCAAAUGUCAUCCUUGCCACAUGUGAACCAAAUGUCACAUGGGAAUAUGCGUGGUCCACAACAGAGUUCAAUCACUCAGCAGUCUCCCAGUGGCACAGAGUCUCAAUCUAAACCUGACUCAUUAUACCAAACAGACAUAUGCCGGGAAUUUAACUUUGACUUCCUGGAUAGUAGUGGAAUGUUCUCCAAUCAGCAAUCUCUCUCAUCCUCUGAGCAAGAAUUCCUGAAAACCUUGGACUCAAUGGUUACUGAUGCCAUGGAGGGAUUUACGUGAUGCAUGGCAUGGUUUGGUCCAUCCAUCCAUCCAUCCAUCCAUCCAUCUAUCUCCUGAAAUGCUUUAUAAUUAUACCAGAGAAUCAAAGAAAUUUUGCAGAUUCAGAAAUUUUGCUGAACAACUGUAUUAUGCAUGCAGUGCCUUUAUCUUUACUACUGUCAGUUCCCUGCCUGGGCAAACAGUACCUGAUCAAAAAUUGCAUCCAGUCCAGUUUGAGUCCUCCUUGGGUCAUUCCAUGUUACUAUACUCUCCUGCCAUUCCCAAAUUGACAUAACAUGUGCAUCUCCUCUAUGCAUACAUGUGUUCAUCAGAGAUAAUGUAAGCUUUCUCUGUUCAUUUUAAUAAGCCAUUCAUGUAUCUCCAUCAUGAAAUGCCACAUUGCAUUGGAGAAUCUUCAUUGGCUUCUCAUUGCACACUUGGCUUUAGCUGGACUUGAGCUAUGAGCAGCUCUUUUAUAUUUUACAAUAGGUAUAUAGGAGGCAGUAUAUGUACUUGUGAUUCCAGAGUGCUCUCCAUAGGAAGGCCUCGUACAUAUUUAAUUAUUCUGCUCUCUAAAGUAUGUCCUAUGUCUAUUGUUGUAGGUCCUAGCUGUUCAUCUUCUGUGGUAUUGCUAGCAUGUUUUUCUAUGCAACAAAGGAAGAGGCAGUACUCUCCUAUUCAAUGUGCCAAUGUGGAAAGCCAUCUGAAUGAUCUUCCAUGUCAUGAACAUGCAUCAUCUUGAUGUUUGCUUUACUGAAUGGAUUCAUGACUCAGCCUUGUGAUUCCAGAAAUUGACAGUUUGCCAUGUUGAAAUUUACUACCCAUAAUCCUGAUAUUUGGAUGUGUAUGUGAUCAAGAACAAACAAAAAAGAAACCAGUAUCAUUGGAGGCUUCUGGAAAGACUCUUCAUGUGUUUUCAUACAACUUGGUGUCUGCUUUUCUUAAUAUUCAUUCAAUGCAGUCGAUAGAACUCAAGGAUCUAAAGAUUUUCAUGUCAUUGCAAACACUGAAGAGAGUCCAGUUACCAAAGGUAUUCAUUCCUCAACAUGAAUCUUGGGGGCACAUUAGCCUGCCAAAAUUAAAGAUGGUCAAAGCCACUGUAAAAUGAAUCACUAUGUACAAUUUGAGAGUAUUUUUAUAUUGAUGUUCUUUCUUUUUUGUUGCAUCAAUUUUGUAUCCAUUAUCAUAUCAAUAAGAGGUGCAAAUAAAAGCAAUUGUGACAUGACUA
This is a messenger RNA of Darwinula stevensoni, 3934 nucleotides long. NCBI's taxonomy places the organism in Eukaryota, Metazoa, Arthropoda, Ostracoda, Podocopida, Darwinulidae. The record is from the annotation of a GenBank genome assembly.